Messenger RNA from Entrophospora sp. SA101, 243 nucleotides. The record is from the annotation of a GenBank genome assembly. NCBI's taxonomy places the organism in Eukaryota, Fungi, Glomeromycota, Glomeromycetes, Entrophosporales, Entrophosporaceae.
AUGCCAAAAAAAAUUAGAUUAACAAACGCAAAGCUCAAAUCACAAACUAGUGAUUUCUCAUGUAGCGAUGAUAUUCUAAUUUGGUUAAAAGAUGAACUUGGGUAUCGACCGGGACGUUCCACUUCUUUAAUUGACGAUAAUAUGGAACAACCAUUGAAAAAGGAAGAUAUACAAAGGCUAUGUAAAGGUGAAAUUUUGCCAAUAUUAAUGUUUUCAUUAAAACACAUCAAAUCAAAAGAGUAA